AAUGUAAAACAAAUAAUCUAAUUAACUAUUUCACUCUACGCAUGACACGGGUCCCUAUAAUCUAAUAUUUCUUAAAAAUAAUAUAUGUUUAUAGUCCAAGUAUAGUUAUAAAUAUAUAGUAGCAACUAUUUGAUUGACUUAGCAUAUAAGUAUAUGUUUUUAUCAUGAAUUGCUGCAAAACAUUAUGCAAAUUUGUCUUUUUCCUUUGAACUUUUUUUUAAUUAAUAUUUGUUUUGAAUUCAAUGUCAAGUGUCAACUUAACUCCAAGAGAAUCCUGUCAGAAUGGAGUGAAAAUUACGUGUAAUAGUCAAAACAUUGAAUAAAACUGUAACAAAACCAAACCAGAAAGUGUUCACUUUCAAUUUAUUUGUAACCGCUACUUAAAACUACCACAAAGCACCAAAUCUAUGGGUUAGAUAAGAUACCUAAAUAUUUGCAUUCACUGGCUCAAAAUAACCUUUUUACAUAAAUGCCACUCUCAUACGUGUGUAAAACGAGUAAGAUGACCUUAUAUCUACCAAUCAAUUUCACAUUCUUCUCCAUCACAAACCAGUCAUGUCACCUCCAACACUAGACCAACUACACACUUACCAUGCCCAUGAAAGGGUGAUAUUCUCUAAACUGGUCCUACAAUUUUCAAGAUCACCAUCUCAAUCACUCCUUGUCAUGGCUACAUGGUUUUGGCUUGAAAACUUUGGUUUUGAAGACAUUUUCGCAACCAUCUUUGCUCUUCCAGAUCGACUCAUUGCAUCUUUUGCUAACGAAGCUGUCUCUUGCUUCCGAUGCAUCGAGUCCUCUGAUCCCCCAAAUGGCUUUGACCAAAUCCCUCUCACUUCACGAUAUUUGCAAAAAAACAUCUCACUUCCCAUGAUUUACAAAUAUCGAUACACCGCCAUUGCUGGUAUCAAAACCUUUCUAACCACCAUUUGUUCUAGAAUCUUUUCAGACAUCCUUGCACAAGUUCUUCCAUAUUCUUCACCACCAUAUUUCGUCCCCGGAUUCCACCACUCUCUGAUCAUACCUGGCUUCCCGCAUCCGACUUUCGGAAACAUCAACGUCAUGCGACCUGAUGUAGUUACUGGGGUUAACACCUUCAACAACAACAGCUCAUUCCCCUUCCCUAAGGGUCUUUGGGAGUGGAAUGAUCACUGCAUGGAAAGUGAGAAUGACCGAACCAUGUUUAUAACUUUUUCUCGUGGCUUUCCUGUGUCGCCGGCCGAAGUUAAGGCGCUUUUUACCCACAUGUUUGGAGAAAAGUGUGUGGUAGGCGUUUACAUGCGAGAAGACUGCGUAAGUUCACCUAACAUAGUUGCGUGUAACAAUGAUAAGCAACAAUCACUAUUUGCUAAGUUGGUUUUGGACUCGGUGGUUACGGUGGAUCGUAUACUAGAAGGUGAGAAGCUCCAAAAGUUUCGGAUCAAUGGUAAACACAUUUGGGCUCGUAAAUACAAUGAGAAGAAGGACGGACGUACUUGCUUCACCUAAAAAUCGAAAGAAAAUCUAAUUUUUCUUGUGUUCAUCUUUAUCUUUAUAUUAUAAUUUAAUAAUAAGAAAACAUAUGUAAUGCCUUAGCUCUUUAAUUUUAGACUUUCUCAUUAUGAAUGGAAUAUGUUUUCACAUAAUUUAGCAACGUCACUUCAAAUUUACUUUAAAAGAAGUGUAACACAACACUAUAUUGUGCAUGAACAUUUUCGGAAAAUACACUCGAAUUACUUUUCAAGUUAAUUUUCUUCCAAGCUUAUUAAAAAAUAUAAAAUUGUAUAUUUCAUAUAAUAUUUUUGUUUUGCUUUAGUAUUUACGUGAAUACAAUUAAACUACAUAAUAAAAUGUCACAAAACUAAUUAAAAUAAAUGAUAAAAUAACAUGAAUUGGCAGAUAUUUACUAAAUUCAAAUUUGGUACUCAUAUUUUAUGCAUGCACUAGUUUUUAUCCUUUUAAAAUACAGAUAUUACAAUAUAAAAUAAAUGACACGUCAUAAUAUUAUUGGUAAAGUUGAAAAAUUAUCGGUUGUAACUGGUAAAUAAAUAUUUGAACUACUGGAAUAAAAAAUAAAUGUAUUAAGAGGAAUGGAGUAUGAAAAAUGGAAUCGAUUCAUUCCAUUUAUUCAUGCACAAAUUUGUUAUGGAAUAAUUUUCUUUGUAUUUAUCUAUUUAUUUAUGGAAUUGACAAAAUGACUAUUCUAUUUUAUUCAUAGUAAACGAUAAAAGUGGAAUUAAUAGAAUCAAUCAUUUCAUAUCGUUUUAAUUUAAAAAUACAAAAAUUUGAACUAGUGGAAUAAAAUAAAUGGAUCAACAGAAAUAGAAUGUAAAAAUAGAAUCGAGUCAUUCCAUUUAUUCAUGAACAAAUUUGUUAUGUACUAGUUUUCUUUGUAUUUAUCUAUUUCUUUAUGGAAUUGACGAAACGAGUAUUCUAUUUCAUUCAUGGUAAACGAUAGAAAAAUUUGUGGAAUUAAUAGAAUUAAUUAUUUCAUAUCAUUUUAAUUUAAAAUACAAAUAUUUGAACCAGUAGAAUAAAAUAAAUGGAUUGACAGAAAUGGAAUAUAAAAAUGGAAUCGAUCCAUCCCAUUUUUUCUUGAACAAAUUUUUAUGUAAUAGUAUUCUUUGUAUUUAUCUCUUUAUUUACGGAAUUGAUGAAAUGACAAUUUAGUUGCAGCUAUCAUCUUCCACCACUUGGUUUAGUAGUAGUAGUAGUAGUAAAAUUAGUAUGGACUGUGCGCAACACAAUCGACGGAUAAAUAAUACAAAGAGACAAAACUUUAAUGUUAUUGUCAGAGAAAAAAACUAAAAAAAAAACAAGAUUCUCUAGGAAUAACAAUUUAAUGUUUAAAAGUUAACAAUUUUAAAAACAUUUACGUCUGUAGGGAUAAUAAAUGUGUUAUGAAAUAAUUUUCUUUGUAUUUAUCUAUUUAUUUAUGGAAUUGACAAAAUGACUAUUCUAUUUUAUUCAUGGUAAACAAUAAAAGUAGAAUUAAUAGAAUCGAUCAUUUCAUAUCAUUUUAAUUUAAAAAUACAAAUAUUUGAACUAGUGGAAUAAAAUAAAUGGAUCAACAGAAAUAGAAUAUAAAAAUAGAAUCGAUUCAUUCCAUUUAUUCAUGAACAAAUUUGUUAUGUACUAGUUUUCUUUGUAUUUAUCUAUUUCUUUAUGGAAUUGACGAAACGAGUAUUCUAUUUCAUUCAUGGUAAAUGAUAGAAAAUUUUGUGGAAUUAAUAGAAUUAAUUAUUUCAUAUCAUUUUAAUUUAAAAAUACAAAUAUUUGAACCAGUAGAAUAACAUAAAUGGAUUAACAGAAAUGUAAUAUAAAAAUGGAAUCGAUCCAUUCCAUUUAUUCUUGAACAAAUUUUUAUGUAAUAAUAUUCUUUGUAUUUAUCUCUUUAUUUACGAAAUUGAUGAAAUGACAAUUUAGUUGCAGCCAUCAUCUUCCACCACUUGGUUUAGUAGUAGUAGUAGUAGUAGUAAAAUUAGUAUGGACUGUGCCCAACACAAUCCACUUAUAAAGAAUACAAAGAGAUAAAAGUUUAAUGUUAUUGCCAGAGCAAAAAACUAAAAAAAAAAGAUUCUCUAGGAAUAACAAUUUAAUGUUUAAAAGUUAACAAUUUAAAAAACAUUUACGUAGGGAUAAAAAAUGUGUUAUGAAAUAAUUUUCUUUGUGUUUAUCUAUUUA
Molecule: messenger RNA, 3660 nt
Organism: Brassica napus (rape)
Lineage: Eukaryota; Viridiplantae; Streptophyta; Magnoliopsida; Brassicales; Brassicaceae
Exons: 1
Coding region: 556-1485 (309 amino acids)
Source: RefSeq, a predicted model, not a curated record